This is a messenger RNA of Rhopalosiphum maidis (corn leaf aphid), 808 nucleotides long. It is a transcript of the gene mRpL35, whose product is annotated as 39S ribosomal protein L35, mitochondrial. Gene Ontology annotation, cellular component: mitochondrion; ribosome. Gene Ontology annotation, molecular function: structural constituent of ribosome. The record is from RefSeq and is a predicted model, not a curated record. Gene Ontology annotation, biological process: translation. The coding region runs from base 167 to 736 and encodes 189 amino acids. Lineage: Eukaryota; Metazoa; Arthropoda; Insecta; Hemiptera; Aphididae. The transcript has 4 exons.
AUUUUUUCAAAGAAAUAUCUUAAAUUGUGAUCGCAUUUAUUUAUGAGUUAUUACUUAUUAAUUAUUAUCAACUAUGGUCAAUUUUAUAAUUAACCAUUACUUUAAGUAAAUAAUAUAAUUAUUAAUUUACUAGUAAAGAUUGUCAAUUACAAUAUCCGUCAAAACCAUGUUUAGACGAGCCUGUAAUUCUAUUAUAUCCGGAGGUGUUCGCGUUAUGCGGCUACAAAUAGAGAAUGUUCCAAGUAAAUCUACAGGAUCUAAUCUAUUUAGUUCUAUAAAUAAGAGCUUUACCAAUUUUGAAACAAAUAGGUUUUAUUCGUCCAUUUUAUCCUCCAAUUUUAAAUCAACAGAAGGAAUUUUGAACAAGAAUACAUCUAUUGCUCAUACUAAUUUAAUGGUUGAUUUCAAUCUUCAACAAAACAGGAACCUAACAAAAUUUUCACUACAAAAGGGGAAAAGGAAAACUGUAAGAACAGUUGUUGAUCGAUUUUAUCGUUUAGGAUGGGGUAUAUGGAUUCGAACAAAAUGUGGACGACAAAAGAAGAUGUGGAAAAAACCAGCCGCUAGAAAACGAAGACUGAGACAACAUGUGUUUUGUAACGCCAAACAGUCUACCCUUUUAGAUAAAAUGACAACAAAAUAUUGGAAGAAAAGGAGGUUUUAUCCAGAUGAUCCAUAUGAACCUUACCACGAUAGAGAAGAAUUUCUAUAUACUAGAAAAACUCCCAUAUCUUAGUGUAAAACAGUUGUAAUAAGUGUUGUAAGAAAUAUAGAAUGAACACUUCGUAAAUAUAUAAUAUUAAAAUUA